Arabis nemorensis is the source of this 393-nucleotide messenger RNA. The record is from the annotation of a GenBank genome assembly. Lineage: Eukaryota; Viridiplantae; Streptophyta; Magnoliopsida; Brassicales; Brassicaceae.
AUGGCUUUAUUACCUGCUCCAUGGAUCUCAUCUCUGAGAUCACCAUCGUCGCCGAACCUAAAAGGGGUAAGCACAAGGUUCGAUUGGCUUCGUGUGGCGUUAACUCCGGUAUCCAUUUGUAGCUCCAUGUCUCCGACAAAUAUGACUUUUUCCAUGAUGGCCUCCGCUAUGUCGAAGCCACUAGCUCCAUCGCCGAACUGCUCCGCCUGCUCUGAUUUAGGGAUGUCGAGGGUGCAAAUAGUGAGACCGCCGGAUCCGUCCGUCCCUCCAAAUCCGCUGGAUCUUCAAGCUACGGUGAUACCAGUCACCAGUCCUAGCCCAUUCGGAUCUAGCCCUCCCUACGCAAGCGGUUCUUCUCUCUGCUCCGCCGUACCCCUAUUUGCCAUCUCAUGA